Messenger RNA from Homo sapiens (human), 11197 nucleotides. Lineage: Eukaryota; Metazoa; Chordata; Mammalia; Primates; Hominidae. The record is from RefSeq and is a predicted model, not a curated record.
GGGAACCCUCCAUGGGCUUCCUGUGUUCCCCAGGACAAAAGCCCAACUCCUCACUGUCACUCCACAGCCCUGUGUCCAGGGCCCCUGCCACUGUCCAGGCUCCUCCUGGGAACUUGCCCUCAUCUCAUGACUCCCUCUGCCCCAGUCACAUUUGCUUUUCUCUUUUCCCAAACAUCAAAACCCUUCCCGUCUCAGGUCAUUUUCACUGCUCUUACCCUAUUUCUCUAAAUGCUCACAGCACUGUCCCUUUCUCCUUCAGGUCCUGGCUCAGAAAUGUCUCCCAUGCCCUCCCACCCCCAACUGAAUUUCCCUCUGCCCAUCAGUCUCUAUCACAUUACUCAGGUUUUAUUAUCUCUGUGUCAGUCACAUCAGAAACACACUUUUUUUCUUUUUCCAAAGAGUCUCGCUCUGUCCUCCAGGCUGUGAGUGCAGUCUUGUGAUCUUGGCUCACUGCAACCUUUGUCUCCUGAGUUCAAGCAAUUCUUGUGCCUUAGUCUCCCAAGUAGCUGAGAUUACAGGAUUGACUUCUAAAGACUUGGUACGUGAGGAAAAAACACGGAAGAGGAAGAGGAAAGCAAAGGAGUCAGGGAUGGCUCUUCUUCAGGGUCUACUGACAUUCAGGGAUGUGGCCAUAGAAUUCUCUCAGGAGGAGUGGAAAUGCCUGGACCCUGCUCAGAGGACUCUAUACAGAGACGUGAUGCUGGAGAAUUAUAGGAACCUGGUCUCCCUGGAUACCUCUUCCAAAUGCAUGAUGAAGAUGUUCUCAUCAACAGGACAAGGCAAUACAGAAGUGGUCCACACAGGGACAUUGCAAAUACAUGCAAGUCAUCACAUUGGAGAUACUUGCUUCCAGGAAAUUGAGAAAGAUAUUCAUGACUUUGUGUUUCAGUGGCAAGAAAAUGAAACAAAUGGCCAUGAAGCACUCAUGACAAAAACCAAAAAGUUGAUGAGUAGUACAGAGCGACAUGAUCAAAGGCAUGCUGGAAACAAACCUAUUAAAAAUGAGCUUGGAUCAAGCUUUCAUUCGCAUCUGCCUGAAGUGCACAUAUUUCACCCCGAAGGGAAAAUUGGUAAUCAAGUUGAGAAGGCUAUCAACGAUGCUUUCUCAGUUUCAGCAUCCCAACGAAUUUCCUGUAGGCCAAAAACUCGUAUUUCUAAUAAGUAUAGGAAUAAUUUCCUCCAGUCUUCAUUACUCACACAAAAACGGGAAGUACACACAAGAGAAAAAUCUUUCCAACGUAAUGAGAGUGGCAAAGCCUUUAAUGGUAGCUCACUCUUAAAAAAACAUCAGAUAAUCCAUUUAGGAGACAAACAGUAUAAAUGUGAUGUAUGCGGCAAGGACUUUCAUCAGAAGCGAUACCUUGCAUGCCAUAGAUGUCACACUGGUGAGAAUCCUUACACGUGUAAUGAGUGUGGCAAGACAUUCAGUCACAAUUCAGCCCUGUUAGUUCACAAGGCAAUUCAUACUGGAGAGAAACCUUACAAGUGUAAUGAAUGUGGCAAGGUUUUUAAUCAACAAUCAAACCUUGCACGUCAUCAUAGAGUUCAUACUGGAGAGAAACCUUACAAAUGUGAAGAAUGUGACAAAGUUUUCAGUCGCAAAUCACACCUUGAAAGACAUAGGAGAAUUCACACUGGAGAGAAACCAUACAAAUGUAAGGUUUGUGACAAGGCUUUCAGACGUGAUUCACACCUGGCACAACAUACUGUAAUUCACACUGGAGAGAAACCUUACAAGUGUAAUGAGUGUGGCAAGACCUUUGUUCAAAAUUCAUCUCUUGUAAUGCAUAAGGUCAUUCAUACUGGAGAGAAACGUUACAAGUGUAAUGAAUGUGGCAAGGUUUUUAAUCACAAAUCAAACCUUGCAUGUCAUCGUAGACUUCAUACUGGAGAGAAACCUUACAAGUGUAAUGAAUGUGGCAAGGUUUUUAAUCGAAAAUCAAACCUUGAACGUCAUCAUAGACUUCAUACUGGAAAGAAAUCUUAGAAGUGUAAAUUUGCAAGGUUUUUAGGCAACAGUCAAACCUUGCAUGUCAUCAUAGACUUUAUACUGGAGAGAAACCUUACAAAUGUGAAGAAUGUGACAAAAGUUUUCAAUUUCAAAUCACUCCUUGAAAUACAUAGGAGAGUUCAUACUGGAGAGAAACCAUACAAAUGUAAGGUUUGUGACAAGGAUUUCGGGUGUGAUUCACACCUGGCCCAACAUACUGGAAUUCACACUGGAAAGGAACUGUACAAGUGUAAUGAGUGUGGCAGAGCCUUUGGUGGUCAGUCAACACUUACUCACCAUCAAGCAAUCCAUGGUAUAGGGAAACUUGACUAAUGUAAUGAUUGUCACAAAGUCUUCAGUAAUAUUACAGCCAUUGCAAAACAUUGGAGAAUCCAUAAUGAAGGAGGUCUUACAAGUGUAAUAAAUGUGGCAAGUUUUUCAGACAUCAUUCAUAACUUGCAGUUCAUUGGCGAUCUUAUACAGGAGAGAAAUCUUACAAAUGUGAUGAUUGUGGCAAGGUCUUCAGUCAAGCUUCAUCUUUUGCAAAACGGGAGAAUUCAUACAGGAGAGAAACCUCACAAGUGUGAUGAUUGUGAGCAAAGCCUUUACUUCACGUUCACACCACAUUAGAUAUCAGAGGAUCCAUACUGGACAGAAAUCUUACAAACGUCCUAUGUGUGGCAAGGUCUUCAGUCCGAGGUUACUCCUUGCAGAAUAUCAUAACGUUCAUUUUUGAGGUAAUAGUUACAAAUGCGGUGAGCACAGCAAACCAUCAAGGAUUGACAGUAGAGUCAAUUCAGAAUUGACUUGAGUUUGAGUUGACUUAAAACAUUCAGUUGAAGCAUUAAUUGACAUUAAAGUGUUUAUGUUAAGAGGAUUGGGCCAGGCGUGUGGCUCACGCCUGUAAAUCCAGCACUUUAGGAGCCCAAGGUGGAUAGAUCACUUGAGGUCAUGAGUUUGAGAUCAGCCUGGCCAACAGACGUGAGUCACUUUUCCCAGCCUGCUUUUUGUUUCUUUAACAAAAACCAAUAGGGGUUUUUAUAGGUAUUGUGUUGAAUCUGAAUCACAUUGGCUUAUAUAAUAACAAUAUUGAUUUUUCCAAACCAUCAAUGUGGGUUGUAUAUAUAUGUUUUUAAUCAUUUUGGUUAAUGUUUGUAGAUUUCAAGGUGUGAAAUUCUCAGUUUUUUUAUGUUUAUUCCUAAGUAUUUCUUACUUUAAGAUCUCUAGCAAAUGGAAGUGUUUUUUAAUUUUCGUUUAAAUUUUUUAUUGUUUAUGGAAAUUCAAUUAAUUUUUGGUGCUGCUAUUGCAUUGUGCAAAUCCACUGAAUGUGUUGAUUAGUUCCAGUAGUAUUUUGGUUGACUCAGGCCCCGCCCACCUCUUCGCCUCCCGUCUGGCCUGACCCAGGCCCCGCCCACCUCCUCGGGGGUCUCCCCGCGGGUCUGGCUUCUGUACUGUGCUGAUUGGCACAGACCCGGAAGCUGAUGGCAUGGACUGAAGGUUGCCCCGUUGAGUUUGCGCUUCCCAGUUCUCUGGUACUGCUAUACCGGGGACGUGGGUGUCUCCACAGACCUGGAAAUUCCGGCCCCUCUUUCUCAACUCAGAGCAAAUUGAGACGUCCGGGUGGGAGUCCGUGAGUCUUUUCCUUUUGAGUUUAAAGUCGCCCUGAGGCUGGUCCCGUCCCGGUCUUUUCUGCAGUAGGGCCGUGCAGACACCUCCUGUAGCGAAACUUUCCUUCUCAAAACCCUUCCCGACCCGUCCUCCCGCCUCGCGCUGUUUCAGGUCCUCACCAGCGAGUUGGACUCUCGCCCUGGGCUCCUCAUCGGCGCCUGGAGGGCAGCGCUGCAGCCCCACUCCCGGGAAGGCCGCGUCCUCUGCCUGGUCCUGGGAUCCUGCAGACCCCACCCCUGUCCGAAGGCGCCAUCGCCCACCACCUCCCUCCUCGUGCCGGCCCUGCUUCUCCCCAGUUCCAACCCCAGGAAAACGUGCUUCUCCUGGAGGCAACCCUCUUUUUCCACCCUCGCCCUGUUGUUCCCGGAAGGCAGGCCUGGAAUGUGAAGUUUCCAGGUAGAUGGAUAUUAAACAUAGAAUUGAAGAAAAAAAAAAAAACCCCACAAAGUAACAAAAGAAUGAAGCGGCGAAAGCAGAAAUUUACUCAACCAAGAAAGCACCCCACAGGGUGGGGGUGGGCCCAAGCGAGCGUCUCCAGGGCCCCAUUUACAAAGUUUUUGGAGGUUAUUUUUUUUUGAGGUCCCUAUGGGCUACCCCUUAUCUGGAUGAAGAAUUUGGCCCUUGGCCAAGGAAAUAACUGAGGUAAAUUGGCCUGAGGCCAGAGCAGAUGGGUGCCCUAUGCAGAUGAAGGGGUGGCCGGUGCUUGGCCUUGGCCACUCCUGGGCUCUUUCUCUUUCCACCUGCGACCUGGUGGAAGGGGGAGGGUGUUAGGGAGAGUAGCCUUUGAUCCUUUGUUACUUUGGGUGGGAAGAUGGGGUUUUUCCUUUUAGUCUAGUUUUGGAAAGUUCGCGUUAAUUGGUUUUAGAUUCCCUGCCUCCCUAGACCCAGGACCCAUGUGGUUUUUUUUGUUUUUGUUUUUGUUUUUUUGAUGGAGAUGGGGUCUUACUCUGCUGCGCAGGCCGAAGAGCGGUGACCGGAUCACAGCUCACUGCAGCUUCAACCUCCUGGGCUCAAGGGAUCCUCCCACCUCAGCCUGCAGAGUAGCUGGGACCACAGCCGCGCGCCACCACACCGCGCCAAUUUUUGUGUUCUUGGUAGAGACCGGGUUUUGCCUUGUUGUCUAGGUUGGGCUCCAACUGCAGGGCUAAAGCGAUCCAAGAGCAUCAGCCUCCCAAAGUGCUGGGAUUACAGGCUUGAGCCACCAUGCCCGCCUUAUUUCUUAAUUUAAAAAAAAAAAUGUAUAUGUAGACUGAACGCGGUGGCUCAUGCCUGUCAUCCCAGCACUUUGUGAGGCCGAUUCUCCUCUAUCCAGGAGACGGGUUUCACCAUUUUGCCAGGUUUGUCUCAAACUCCUCGGCUUAACUGAUCCGCUUGCUUUGGCCUUCCAAAGUGCUAGGAUUACAGGAGUGAGCCACCACACGUAGCCAGUCCUGGCAUUUUGUAGAAGGAUGGCCAACGCAGCCUGUUGACCCUUCCUGGCCAUCACAUGAAAAUCAGCGACUCUUCCUUCUUACAAAACUCGGAGCUUCUCAGGAUAACUUGGUGAAACGUCCCCCGCUGUGAACCUCAGUGAGCCCACCUGUAAUAUACAGGUGAGGGAGAAGACCAGAAAAGCUCAGUCAGAGUGACACUGACCCCUGAAAUGAUGGGCACAAUGGAGUGUGUGGCUUUUCCUGUAGGACAGGGAGGUAUUUAGUUGUAGUUUGAACUUUAAAGGAUUCCAGUCCUCCGAAAAACAGGAUUAGACUCAAAUCACCUUGAACCUUAUCAUCUCAUGGCUUUGACCCACCUACAUGGCUCCGUGUCCCCUGCAGGCCUCGCCCCGGAGCUCUACAAUCCUGUGUGCAGUUGUCUCCGCAGCUCUCUGCUGGGACAUCAAACAGGCAUCUCCACCUUCAUGUGUCUAUAAGUGACUUCCUAAACCCCCAAACACAUUCCCUUACAGUCCUACACAUCUCAGAUGAGGGUGACAGUGUACUUCUGGGUGCUUAGCUGAGGUUGACACCAUGUAUUUUAAAUAUGGAAAAUAAAUUACAUUAUUUGUAAGUGUUGUAAUUUAUAAUGUAAAGAGAAAAUUACAUGUAUACAUGAAAGGAGUGAGAAAGUACAUCAUUUCCAAAUUUAUUUUGAGGUGUGGGAGAAAAAUGUUUCAAGGCCUCAUCCUUAGGGAUCUGUGCUCCCGGGACCCCUCUGACUUCAUCUCCUGCCUGUGUCCUCCUCACUCCCUCUGCUCCAGCCAUACAGGCCUCUUUCCUUUUUCUGGGACUGAGGUUGCUCCUAUCUCAGGGACUUCUCCUGGGCUGUCCCUCUGCCUAGGACUCUCUGGCCCCUCAACUGCAAGUGACAAGCAGCCUUUCUUCCCUAAGUCUUUGUUCUGAUAUUACUUUCUCUAUGGAAACCUUUGUGAUCUCCCACAGCCCCCCACUUGACAUUGCAGCGCCACCUUCACCCCCACCUCUGGUCCAUGUUGCCUGUUCUGUGUGAUUCUUUUAGCUCCUUCACCGUUCACUGGAUCCUGGUGAGAACAAGUCCGUAAGCGGAGAGCAGAAUCAGAAGGUGGGGCUGUGCUGGGCUGGCGCCAUCUGAGUGGAGCUCAACCCUGACUUCACAUUACAGUUUUCAGGCAUUUUGCAAAUAUAUCUUUUGUUCUGUUUUAUCAAAGAUUGCUAUUAUCAUAGGAUGGGACACACCCUCAAUAAUACAAUGGCACUGGUGAUUCUCAUCUGUGUCCAGCAUUGAACAUCAAGGCAGUUUCCUCCAUAUUGAGAACUGAGAUCAGCCUGUGAUCCACAGGGAGGAUUGAUUUCCAAAGACUCAUGCUAUGUAAGGAAGCCACCAAGAAGGGCAAAGAAAAGGAGCCAGGGACGGCUCUUCCUCAGGGACACUAGACUUUCAGGGAUGUGGCUAUAGAUUUCUCUUUGGAGGAGUGGAAAUGCCUGAACCCUGCACAGAGGGCUUUAUACAGGGAAGUGAUGUUGGAGAACUACAGGAACCUGGAGUUUGUGGAUAGCUCUUUAAAAUCCAUGAUGGAGUUCUCAUCAACUGGGCACGGUAAUACAGGAGAAGUGAUUCACACAGGGACGUUGCAAAUACAUGAAAGUCAUCACACUGGAGAUUUUUGCUUCCCAGAAAUCAAGAAAGAUAUUCAUCACUUUGAGUUUCAGUGGCAAGAAAUUUAAAGAAAUGGCCAUGAAGCACCCAUGACAGAAACCAAAGAGUUGACAGGUAGUACAGACUGACGUGAUCAAAGACAUGCUGGAAACAAGCCUAUUAAAGAUCAGCUUGGAUCAAGCUUUCAUUCGCAUCUGCCUGAACUCCACAUGUUUCAGACCCAAGGGAAAAUUGGUAAUCAAGUGGAGAAGUCUAUCAAUGAUGCUUCCUCAGCUUCAACAUCCCAAAUAAUUUGUAGGCUCAAAACCCAUAUUUCUAUUAAGUAUGGGAAGAAUUUCCUCUAUUCUUCAUUAUUCACACAAAUACAAGAAGUACACAUGAGGGAAAAACCUUUCCAAUGUAAUGAGUGUGGCAAAGCCUUUAAUCAUAGCUCAUGUUUAAGGAGACAUCACGUAACCCAUUCAGGAGAGAAACAGUAUAAAUGUGAUGUAUGUGGCAAAGUCUUUCAUCAGAAGCAAUACCUUGCAUGGCACCAUAGUGUUCAUACUGGAGAAAAACCUUACAAGUGUAAUGAGUGUUCCAAGACCUUCAAUCAGAAGUCAUCCCUUCAGUGUCAUCAUAGACUUCAUACUGUACAGAAACAUUACAAAUGUGAAGAAUGCAACAAAGUUUAGAGUUGAGGAUCACAACUUGAAACACACAGGAGAAUUCAUACUGGAGAAAAACCAUACAAACGUAAGGUUUGUGACAAGGCUUUCUGGGAUAAUUCAUGCCUUUCAUGCCGUAAGAGUUCAUACUGGAGAGAAAUGUUACACAUGUAACGAAUGUGGCAAGGCUUUUAGUAGAAAAGCAAACCUUGCACAUCAUGGACUUCAUACUGGAGGGAAAUCUUACAAAUGUAAGGGUUGUGACAAGGUUUUCCACCAUGAUUUAUGCCUUGCACAACAUCAGAGAGUUCAUACUGGAGAGAACCUUACACAUUUCACGAGUAUGGAAAGACCUUUGCUCAAAAUUCAGCCCUUGUAAUGCAUAAGGCAAUUCAUACUGGAAAGAAACCUUACACAUGUAAUGAAUGUGGCAAGGUUUUUAGUAGAAAAGCACACCUUGCAUGUCAUCAUAGACUUCAUACUGUCUAAGGUUUCUAAUCAACAAUCAAACCUUGCACAACAUCAGAGAGUUUAUACUGGAGAGAAACCUUACAAGUGUAAUGAGUGGGGCAAAGCCUUAAGUGGGAAGUCGUCACUUUUUUAUCAUCAAGCAAUCCAUGGUGUAGGGAAACUUUGCAAAUGUAAUGAUUGUCACAAAGUCUUCAGUAAUGCUACAACCAUUGCAAAUCACUGGAGAAUCCAUAAUGAAGACAGAUCUUACAAGUGUAAUAAAUGUGGUAAAAUUUUCAGACAUCGAUCAUAUCUUGCAGUUUAUCAGCGAACUCAUACUGGAGAGAAACCUUACAAAUAUCAUGACUGUGGCAAGGUCUUCAGUCAAGCUUCAUCCUAUGCAAAACAUAGGAGAAUUCAUACAGGAGAGAAACCUCACAAGUGUGAUGAUUGUGGCAAAGUCUUGACUUCACGUUCACACCUCAUUAGACAUCAGAGAAUCCAUACUGGACAGAAAUCUUACAAAUGUCUUAAGUGUGGCAAGGUCUUCAGUCUGUGGGCACUCCAUGCAGAACAUCAGAAAAUUCAUUUUUGAGAUAACUGUUCCAAAUACAGUGACUAUAGAAGAUCAUAAAGCUUUAAUUGACAUUAGAGCCAAAUAGGCAUUGACUUGAGAUUGAGUUGACUUAACCUUGAGUUUAAGAAUUAAUUUACAUUAAAGUGUUUAUGUUAAGAAGAUUGGGCCAGGUGGGGUGGCUCAUGCCUGUAAUCCCAGCACUUUGGGAGCCCAAGGCUGAUAGAUCACAGCCACACCUGGCUAUGAGAGUGUGUAGGUGGCCGUUGGGGUGGGACCUGAUUAGAAGGGGCAGGGCCUUGAACAGAAUCUGGGCGGGGCAAGAAUGAGGAGGCUGCCUGGAGGCCGGGCCAGAGGGUGAUCGUCAUCUUGAGGGCAAGGUCUGGAAGUGGUGUUUUGAAGGGCAGGGUCUCGAGGGGGCGGGUCCUGGCUUUCUCCUCAGCUGGACCCCAGGUGUCGUCUGCUGUCAUCCUCUUGCCCUGCAGGACUAGAUUCUCCGGGUACUAAUUGGUGGAUAGUUUCUGAUGUGCCGUGAUAUUACCCCUAAUAUCACAGGGAUGCCUCCUGUCCAUUUUAGAGACUUGCUCUGUCGCCCAGGCUGGAGGGCAGUGGCGCGAUCUCGGCUCAUUGCAAGCUCCGCCUCCCGGGUUCAUGCCAUUCUCCUGCCUCAGCCUCCCGAGUAGCUGGGACUACAGGCGCCCGCCACCAUGCCUGGCUAAUUUUUUGUAUUUUCAGUAGAGACGGGGUUUCACUGUGUUAGCCAGGAUGGUCUCGAUCUCCUGACCUCGUGAUCCGCCCGCCUCGGCCUCCCAAAGUGCUGGGAUUACAGGCGCGAGCCACCGCGCCCGGCCCCUAAGUUAAUAUUUCAAACAAUCGAAGGUAAAACAACAUAUUGUGUUGGGCCACCUGUACUGAACGCUGAAUCGUUUUUCCUCUUAAGUUGAAAAUGGUUUUAAUGCAAAGCGCCUUUUUUGAGCAGGUAGAGUCACGCAUCCGGCAGGCGGGGCGAGCUCCCCUCUGUCUGGGGCAGGGUGGGGGAGAGGGGCAGGGACCUCGGUAAAGGGGUGGAGUGGCGCGCUGGUUGCCGCGGGCACUGGCAAUUAGAAGGGAUUAUUAAACUAAGCAAGGUCCUGGGUUGUUUGAGUGGAUAAUGGAAACUGAAAGGUGACGUGCAAAACUGCCUAUUACUCCCAGGAGUGGAGGAUAAUUUCAUAUUUCAUGGAAAUAAACUCAGGGCCCGGAGCGGUGGCUCACACCUGUAAUCCCAGCACUUUGAGAGGCCAAGGAGGGAGGAUCGCUUAAGCCCAGGAAUUCGAAAUCAGCCUAGGCAACAUAGUAAGACCUCAUCUCUACUAAAAAUAAAAAAAAACAGCCAGGUGUGUUAGUCCACACCUGUGGUCCCAGCUGCUUGGGGUGCUGAGGUGGGAGGAUCACUUGAGCCAGAAAGUUGGAGGCUGCAGUGAGCUCUGAUCUUGCCACCACACUCCAGCCUGGGUGAAAAAGCUAGACCCUGUCUCAAACAAGCAAAUAAAUGAGAGGUAUAAGUCCUCCUUUAAAAGUAAAGGAAGAGAUUUUUCUUUCCUUUUGUCUCUUAGAACAUUCAAUUAGAAAAUUUGUAAAUUCAUUUUCUCUGUCUUCUGAGGUUUUUUUUUUUAGACAGAGUUUUUCUCUUGUUACCCAGGCUUGAGUGCAAGCCACGAUCUCGCCUCACCACAACCUCCGUCUCCCGAGUUCAAGCGAUUCUCCUGCCUCAGCUUCCCGAGUAGCUGGGAUUACAGGUAUGAACCACUAUGCCCGGCUAACUUUGUUUUUUUUUUUUAGAAAUUAAACCUUUUUUCAGCUUAAUGACCCAGGGGUGUAUUUUUGAAGGACUUGGGAGCUCUCUUUGAAAGGCAAACAACAAGGGAAACAGUACCUUUAUCUCAGUAGGAAAUUAAAUAAUUCAAACAUCAAAUAACUUCAAUUUAAGGCUAUGGACUUUGAGAUAAUUCUGAGCCUUGAGAGGAAUGUGGUCAGGCAACCUGAGUCCAGUGGAAUGCAGGUGCAACUUCUAAGAGUUUUCCUGUAAGUAAUUAAGAAGACUAAGUAGCCCCAGAGAUAAGACCUCCUCGGAUCAUUGUCCCUUCUUAUGUAGUGAUAAAGUAACCUUCCUUGAAGUGUAUCUAUCCGUAAUCAAUCAAGUUGCUGCAGCCUAUGCACUGGCCCAGAAUAAAAAACGUGGUGAUUCUGCUAAAGCUUCUCUGUCUUUCCCUGUGUGUGAAAUCUUAACGUCUCUACUUGGGAACGCUGAUCCCAUUCAUUUAGAGUUGAUGUUUCCACGUGGCUAUUUCCAAGCUUUGCCUUCAAAUAAAUUCUGUACUUAAUCAUAUAUUCUAAAUUUUAUUAUUUACUGCUGACAUCAGUUUCUGUCGGAUUGUAGGAGCCUCACCAGAGAGGGCCCCUGUCGCCAUGUUGUAAAACUCACACUUGCCAAAAGUUGUGGGUUAGGGUUUCUCCCCCUCCCUCAGGAUGACGCUAGUUAGCUGACACAGAUGGUCACCUCCAUUACCAAGUAGAGUCAGGAUGAACUAUGUGUGACUGUUCAACUAUGUGUCCUCUUCCCUGAGGACUGAUUAGUGUUUAUCUUGAAAACAUGUCCUUAAUGGGUUGUAUAGAACACUGAAGCAUCUGAUUUCAAACUCUUAGCUCUUUUCCUCUAUUUCCCAUCACAUUCUGGUCUAAGGCUUAUUUAUUAAUAAAAUGAUUUUUAUUUCUUUA